UAUUUUCUCUCUGAAUUUUCAACACAAGUAAACAACCACCGGAAAAGCAUUUUUCUCUCACCUUUCCAAGUUCAAACCCAACACAAACCCGAGCACAGAUUCUCUUUGUAUUCCCUUUUGCUUCUUUCUUCUCCCCCCUGUUCAUUUUUUCAAACACUGAAAACGCAUCACCAGCACCAGCAGCAAGCACGUAAGGACGUCGUCGAGAGAAGCUCGUUUCUCUCACUCGCUACAACCCUCAAUUCUCGCGUUUUCUCCUAUUAGAAACCGAAAAAUUUUUCGCGUGUCAUACAAAGAAAGGGGAUAGAAAAGAACACGUUUACUCUGCGAGGACGUAUAUGUAGCUUGCUUGUUUGUUACAGCUUAAUUUUCGGAAUAUCUCUGGGAUAUGUGAAACUUGGCAACAAGCAGUAUGGGAAACAACGUAUUUGAUGGGCAGAUAUUAACAGAAAAGUUGUUGAAACUCAACAAUUCGCAACAAAGCAUUGAAUCAUUAUCCCGUUUGUGUAUUUCUCACCGGAAGAGAGCUAAAGAAAUAGUUGAAACAUGGGAUAAAUUGUUCAGUUCUUCCCAGAAGGAGCAGUGCAUCUCUUUUCUGUACUUGGCUAAUGACAUCUUGCAAAAUAGUAAACGGAAGGGCGGUGAGUUUGUUAAUGAAUUCUGGAAAGUUCUUCCAGCAGCUCUCAGGCGUGUUUAUGACAGUGAUGAACAUGGAAAGAAAGCAGUAACCAGACUUAUUGACAUUUGGGAGGAGAGGAAGGUUUUUGGUUCACGGGGUCAGGGCCUUAAGGAUGAAAUAAUGGGUCAGAAUCCCCUUCCAUCAUCUACAAGUAAUGGGAAGAGUUCUAAUCCUAUCAAGAUAGUGAAGAGGGAUGCCCACUCUGUGAGAUUAAAACUGGCUGUUGGGUGUUUGCCCGAAAAAUUGCUAACAUCAUUGCAUUCUGUUCAUGAUGAACAUCUUAAUGAGGAAUUUGCCUUAAACAAGUGCAAUGCUGUUGUACACCAAGUGGGUAAACUUGUAGAAGAUGCGGAAAAUAUAUUGGCUCAAGGAAAUCAGCUGGGAUCCACAUUGGUAAAUGACUUGCAAGAACAGGAAAAUGAGCUUAAGCAAUAUAUGGUGCAACUUGAAAAUGCCGAGGCUGCCAGGGCUACUUUACUUUCCCAGCUUAAAGAUGCACUGCAGGAACAGGAAUCAAGGCAAGAGCUUGUUCACACCCAGUUACUAGCUGCACAAGGCCAGAUUGAGCAAGCUGCAAGUAUCAGGAAGAGGUUUACCGUAGCACCAGAAGCUACUAGGGCGUUGGAGCAAAAUCUUCCAUCAGUUCAACCAAACAACACUCCUCUUCAGCCUUCUUUUACCCAACCACCUAUAUCAUUUGCUCCUCCCCAAACCACUGAAGAAGAUAAGAAGGCAGCUGCAGCUGCUGUUGCUGCUAAGCUUGCUGCCUCUACAUCCUCUGCCCUUAUGCUUACAUCUGUUCUUUCUUCCCUUGUUGCAGAAGAAGCUGCCUCCAUGAAUGGUAGCUUAAACUCUACUGGGUUUACUUCAGGGUUACCUGUUUUCCGUCCAGAGAAAAGACAAAAACUUGAAAAACAAAUGCAUGCUUCUGAGUUUAACAGUACUGAUAUGGGGAGCUCUUCUUUUCUGGGCACUUUACAACAACCAUCAGUAGCAAAUGUGCCACUGACACACUCAAUCAGCUUGCAACCCAUACCACAACCCAACCAAUCACAAGCUGCAUUUGCUUCAGGUCCCCCACCUCCUCAUUCCCCCGUGAACCCACCAGCAAAUCAGUUUGUUCAAUCUACUGGAUUAAUGGUUGGGGGAAUUCCUUAUGGAUAUGGAUCAAACAACCUACCACCUCCACCUCCACCUCCUUUACCUCCACAUGUGGCAAUGGGGUUAUCAAUGGCCGGCAUGCAGCCAUCACAGUCACAGGCCCAGCAACAACAGCCGUCAGCAACUGGAGGAUUUUACAGGCCACCAGACAUAGGGUUUUAUGGGCAAAGCCAUUCAUCAACACAACCAGCACCAGUACCUAGGCAGUGAGCGUUAUUCAAACGUCAAAAAUCAACAGCUAAGAUUGCUGCCAUCUUUGUAUCAAGUUCAUUUAGGAAACUUCUGUACACCAAGGGGAGGCUAUGUAGUAAUGUAAAUCAGUAGAAAAUUAAAUGUGGCAAGAAUUCUGUCAUGACCAUAGUCGACUGUGAUCUUCAUGACAACUGUGAUCAUUAGCUGACAACUGUGAUCUUCAUGACCAUAAUCGACUACUGUUUAAAUCUGAGUAGUAGGUUUUGUCAUCAUUAGCUGACAACUGUGAUCUUCAUGGCCAUAGUCGACUACAGUUUAAAACCUGAUGGGCCCCUUGCAAAUUGUUCUGAAACACUCGGUACUCUUGUCAUGCAUGGUGUAUCAUGUGUGUGGACCACCUCUGUCUUCAUGAAGCUGCAUAUUUGCAUGAACAUUGGUGGCUGGGGUUAGUCACCUCUUCUAUGAAUUCCUAGGAGGCUUGCCAUUGCUUUCCAUUCUCCUAGAAUACUUCUAUUUUGGGAGGUAAGAGGUUAAUGUAGUGCAGUAUCAGAUGACAAGAUAUGUUGGCAUUUUUUGUUGGGAUUUUGCAUGAUAACAUGGGCAGUCCAUCAACGUGGAAUGCCCUGGUAUGGUCUGCACGGGUCCUUCCCAAUACAAGAUGUCUUUAGGCCCUGUUAUUUACACCGUUCCAUUUCCUCUUUGCAUUGUUUUUCUUUUAAUUUUUUUUUAUAAAAAUAUUCUUAACACUGCCAA
This is a messenger RNA of Glycine soja, 2785 nucleotides long. RefSeq names its product wiskott-Aldrich syndrome protein homolog 1-like. Gene Ontology annotation, cellular component: RNA polymerase II, holoenzyme. The transcript is spliced from 9 exons. Gene Ontology annotation, molecular function: RNA polymerase II complex binding. Gene Ontology annotation, biological process: mRNA 3'-end processing. Bases 413 to 2050 code for a protein of 545 amino acids. The record is from RefSeq and is a predicted model, not a curated record. Lineage: Eukaryota; Viridiplantae; Streptophyta; Magnoliopsida; Fabales; Fabaceae.